AUGUCCACAACAUCCGAAGCCUCCGCCCAACUCAUCUACCCACCCAACGUCCACGCCAACAGCGCCCUCCUCAACGUCAAAUUCCUCUCCGCCUGCUUCGCCGGCGCAGCCGCCGGUAUCCUAGGACUCGAAAACCUCCACGGCUUUGCUCUCUUCCUCGCCUCGACGGUGCUCACCUCGCUGUGUGUGGGGGUGGUUAAUUGUAAAGGGAGGGUGGGCAAGUAUGUGCAUGGAGGCUGGGCGGAGUUGGUUAAUCCGGGACAGGAUAAUGCGUUUACUUUUGUGUUGGUUUGGACGCUUUUUUAUGCGAGGGAUAAUUUCCCUAGGCUAGUCGAGGAAGGAAAGAUGAAGAUUCCCUUGCGACAAUGUCUUUAUCCUCGCCUACCAAACGCGGGCACGGCGCCGAUUGUAGACCAGGGUCGGGACUUGGAAGACAGGUAG
Molecule: messenger RNA, 441 nt
Organism: Coprinopsis cinerea okayama7#130
Lineage: Eukaryota; Fungi; Basidiomycota; Agaricomycetes; Agaricales; Psathyrellaceae
Exons: 2
Coding region: 1-441 (146 amino acids)
Biological process (GO): protein folding in endoplasmic reticulum; autophagosome assembly
Cellular component (GO): EMC complex; endoplasmic reticulum; membrane
Source: RefSeq, a predicted model, not a curated record